Solanum dulcamara is the source of this 956-nucleotide messenger RNA. Its product is annotated as putative F-box protein At1g67623. Bases 55 to 840 code for a protein of 261 amino acids. The transcript has 3 exons. Lineage: Eukaryota; Viridiplantae; Streptophyta; Magnoliopsida; Solanales; Solanaceae. The record is from RefSeq and is a predicted model, not a curated record.
UUACAUUACUUGUUUACAAUAACUCCCUUCAUUGUUGAUCCCAAGAAAAUCACAAUGGUGGUUGGUCGUCAUUCAAAGAAAAUAACGAAGAUGAGAGGAAUAAGAAACAACAAACUCAUCAUAAAAGAGAAAUUUUAUUCUUCCAUUCAAUCACUUCCUAAUGAGUUAGUUACUGAAAUUGUUGCCAGAGUUGCUUCUGCUUCUUUUAAGAAUUAUAUCAAUGCCAAGCUAAGUUGCAAGGCUUUUCAUGAAGUCGCAAAUGAGCAAUAUGUAUAUCAAAAUGCAAAGCUUACGGAUAUUCCAAUAGAACCUUCGUGGGAGAAGCAAAAGCAAGAGAAGAUAAACAAACUCACUUCAUUCAUGGAGUUGUGCAGAGAAUGUGGGAAUACAGAAGCUUUAUAUAGAAAGGGCGUGAUGGACUUCUUUAAAGACGAUAUGCCAGAACAUGCACUUGAACUUCUGAAGAGAGCAGCAAAAGGAGGUCACAUAGGAGCAUUCUAUGUGAUUGGCAUAAUUACGGUUUUUAUGGGGGGUGAGUUUAAGAGAAAAGGAAUAACGUUGAUUGGCAACAUGAAAGAAACAAAGCAACUAAGGAAAAUAACAAGGGAGUGUAGAAAGAAGUUGGUCGAAAUUUUGACACAAAUUUGGGUGAAAAAUCCUUUAGUGCUGGAACAAAGACCUACUCGUUGCACAAUUCAGCAUCAACGUAUUCGCAGGAACGGUUGGCCUCGUGACAGUGAUGAUGAAGACGAUGAUAUGGACGUUCAUUGUGAUGCUUGUAGUUGUGAGGUCGAAAUUGAUUAUAUCAUUAGUGUUUUGCCUAAGGUUGUCAUGUAUUAGCUGUGAUUGUUUUCAAGUCAUGGAACUUCUUUUUCACCCUUUCCUUCUUUUCUACUCUGUAAUAUUUUGACUCUAAAUUUUGUGCAUAAUUUAGUUUUAGUAAUGAAAUAAACCCA